AUGACAGGCGAGUCCAUUCAUCAAUCCAGCAGCACUGUUUCCACAGCGACUGUCGCGAAGAUUCGACCGAUUCAUGAUCCGAGUUCCGUCUACUAUUUGCACCCAUCGGAAGGACCAAGCAACUCUCUAACUAAAUACCUGCUAAAGGGAGACAAUUUCGAUGUUUGGGAACAAGCGAUUUGUCAUGCACUCGAAGGUAGAAGCAAGAUCGGUUUUCUAUAUGAAAACGAGUUUCCAAAACCGACGAAUGAUUUAGAACUCGAUGCUUGGAAAGCAAAUAACUCCAUCAUAUGUUCAUGGAUAUUUAAUAGUGCUGACGAAACGAUCCAGCCUAGUCUCGUCGCCCACAAAAUUGCCCACGAACUAUGGACUGAUAUAAAAGCAAGAUACAGAGGUACGAAUGCUCCAAAAUCUUGGCAGCUGAAGUCAGACCUACAAACGUUGCGGCAAAAAGGUCAAUCUGUAGUUUCUUACUACAAUCAGUUUAUCACGAUUUGGAACCAAUUGUACGGGUCGAUCGAUCCAACUUGCGGCUGUAUAUGUCCUGCGGCUGCCAAAAUGCGUCUUCGCUUUGAGGAGGAGAAGACGCAGGCCUUUCUUCUAGGGCUGGACGAUGCACAAUUUGGAGCCACUCGCUCCCAAAUUCUCGGCACCCAACCACUCCCUGUCCUUAAUGAAGCAUAUUAUCUUGUCUCUCAAGAGGAGAGACAUAAAUCGAUUGUGCGCAACCGAGAUGACCAAACUGAUGGACUAGCAUUCGCGGCUGAAAAUCAACCCACACAAACCCCAAAAUACAAAUGCACUCAUUGCGGAAAAACUGAUCACUCUGCAGAACGGUGCUUUCUUUUGAUAGGAUUUCCUAGCGGAGGAAGAAGGGGUCGUGGGGGAGGACGCGGAGGUAGAAGUGGUCGUGGUUCUCCUUCUGGCAGAGAACAAAGUGCCGGCCGAGGUGGGGGCUUGGCUGCACACGCUGACAGCUCCACUGCACCAACAGCGACAAUCGGCAGCAACCAAGGCACAACUAUUCUUGGAUUAUCGGCUGAACAGAUGACUCAAUUAUUGCAUAUGCUAGACACUCCUACACAAUCUGCCAACCACACGGGUACGGUACACGCUUUGUCACCCGAUUGGUUAAUUGAUAGUGGUGCUUCACAUCACAUGACGGGUAAUUUUUUAUCACUUUAUGAUAUUACAUCUGUCCCUGAGUGUUCUAUUGGUCUGCCGGAUGGCACUCGAGUUGUGGCAAAUUCUUGUGGGAGUGUACAGAUUUCUGAUAACUUAACUUUGCACAAUGACCGUGUUUUGACAACGGAGAUUGGUCGGGGUACAGCUCGUAACGGGGUAUAUGUGUUCCAGUCUCAAGCCUUCGUAUAUCGUGGUUUCUUGGCUGCCAUUUCUACUACAGACAUCCCCAGAUCAUUUCGAGAUGCUGUUAAAUUGGCUAAUUGGAGGGAGGCUAUGCAAAUAGAAAUCCGAGCCUUGGAAAAUAAUCAGACUUGGGUGUUAACUGAUCUUCCAGCCGGUAGACGAGCUCUGGGUUGUCAAUGGGUGUACAAGACAAAAUAUCAUGCCGAUGGAUCUAAAGAAAGGGACAAAGCACGGCGGUUGUUCUGGGUAAUCAUCAAGAAUUUGGCACAGAUUACACGGAUACUUUUGCUCCAGUUGCCCGAAUGGGAACUGUACGAAUUCUUUUGUCAGUUGCCGUUGCCAAGAAUUGGGAAAUUCACCAACUGGAUGUAA
Solanum lycopersicum (tomato) is the source of this 1740-nucleotide messenger RNA. NCBI's taxonomy places the organism in Eukaryota, Viridiplantae, Streptophyta, Magnoliopsida, Solanales, Solanaceae. The record is from RefSeq and is a predicted model, not a curated record.